This is a messenger RNA of Globicephala melas (long-finned pilot whale), 3797 nucleotides long. RefSeq names its product F-box protein 45 (gene FBXO45). Gene Ontology annotation, cellular component: SCF ubiquitin ligase complex; synapse. Gene Ontology annotation, biological process: proteasome-mediated ubiquitin-dependent protein catabolic process; synapse assembly involved in innervation. The record is from RefSeq and is a predicted model, not a curated record. NCBI's taxonomy places the organism in Eukaryota, Metazoa, Chordata, Mammalia, Artiodactyla, Delphinidae. Gene Ontology annotation, molecular function: protein binding.
GCUGGGCGUGCGCCCUUGCUUCGUGCCCUCAACCCGCAUGGCGGAGGCACGGGCGCGCCGCCGGGAGGCCGUGCGAGUCGGGCCGUUCCGGCGCCCGCGCUGAGCCGCGGGGGAGGGGCGGGGGACGCCCGUGCGGCCGGUGCGUCUGCCCUCAGUGAGGCGGGGCGCGUGGCGGACGCCCCCGGGCAGGGGCGGGAGUGGUGGAGGGGCCGGACGGUAGUCUGUGAAAGGGGCGGUGAGCGAACUGCUCCUGUCUCAAGGCGAGGCUUGGCCUCCGGAGCAGAGACGGGGGGAAGCGGCGGCGGCGGCAGCGGCCCUCGGGCCGGCUGUUGAGGCGAUGGCGGCGCCGGCCCCGGGGGCUGGGGCAGCCUCGGGAGGCGCUGGCUGUAGCGGUGGCGGCGGCGCGGGCGCCGGCUCCGGGGCCGCCGGGGCCGGGGGCCGGCUGCCCAGCCGGGUGCUGGAGUUGGUGUUCUCCUACCUGGAGCUGUCCGAGCUGCGGAGCUGCGCCCUGGUGUGCAAGCACUGGUACCGCUGCCUGCACGGCGAUGAGAACAGCGAGGUGUGGCGGAGCCUGUGCGCCCGCAGCUUGGCAGAGGAGGCUUUGCGCACGGACAUCCUCUGCAACCUGCCGAGCUACAAGGCCAAGAUACGUGCUUUCCAACAUGCUUUCAGCACUAACGACUGCUCCAGGAAUGUCUACAUUAAGAAGAAUGGCUUUACUUUACAUCGAAACCCCAUCGCUCAGAGCACUGAUGGUGCAAGGACCAAGAUUGGUUUCAGUGAGGGCCGCCAUGCAUGGGAAGUGUGGUGGGAGGGCCCUCUGGGCACUGUGGCAGUGAUUGGAAUUGCCACAAAACGGGCCCCCAUGCAAUGCCAAGGUUAUGUGGCAUUGCUGGGCAGUGAUGACCAGAGCUGGGGCUGGAAUCUAGUGGACAAUAAUCUACUACAUAAUGGAGAAGUCAAUGGCAGUUUUCCACAAUGCAACAAUGCACCAAAAUAUCAGAUAGGAGAAAGAAUUCGAGUCAUCUUGGACAUGGAAGAUAAGACUUUAGCUUUUGAACGUGGAUAUGAAUUCCUGGGGGUUGCCUUUAGAGGACUUCCAAAGGUCUGCUUAUAUCCAGCAGUUUCUGCUGUAUAUGGUAACACAGAAGUGACUUUGGUUUACCUUGGAAAACCUUUGGAUGGAUGACAGUGGCUUUCUUGGGAUGAAAGACAGAGUGGAGGAGAUACCUGCUUAUGGAAAGUAGAAUCAUGAAGUGACAGUGUCAUACAUGCAUGCCCAAGAAACAUCCUGAAAAAACACAUGAUAUUGUUAACUGGAGAAGCAACUCUACAGCAGAGAUUAUCUUAGUGUUUCCUCUUUUCUACUGGGCCAGAAAAAUCCUCAGGGUUGCAGUUGGUUGAGUGGGCAGUUGACAUAUGCAUGUUUCAACAGAUUUUGUCUCUAAGUUAGCGAUGUGAUAUUUUCAACUUUUAAGGUGAGAUCUUAGAGAUGGUGUAAAAGGGAUAAGAUAGGGAACUAGCAAGAGUUUUAAGUAGUGUGUUUGUGAAGAAAGACUGAUCCUGUUUUACAACUGCCUGUUUUUUCUCCAGACCCUUUUUUCCAGCCAGCUUGACUAUUAGAAAAGUAUGAAACUGGUUGGAUUUUAUUUAAUAUUUUUAAUAUAUUGAGAAGCAUGGUCUGCCUGGACUGCACUUCUCUAACGGUGAGAUAUAAAAUUGUGCAGCUAUUUUAAAAGUUGUAUAUACAAUAUGUGUGUAAAAAAAAAAACUGUAAAAAAAAACAGGACAAAGGAGUUGCUUUGUUCUAGUUCAGUUUCUUAAAAACCACUACAUGGUACAAAAUUAGAAUAACAUUUAGGGACAGUUUGGUAACUACAAAGAAGAAAAUUUUAAGAGGAGAUGUGUUGUAUUGGCUCAUUUUGUAUUAUAUUUGGCUUACAGUUUCCAUGCCUAUUACAGUCUGAUUUAUUUUUUUAACCAUCAAAAUUAUUAUACAGGUCCCUCAAAUCUCCAGGCUAAGAUUGAGGGAAGGCAAAUCUAUUUCUAAUCAUUCGUAUAUCAAUAAUAAUAAUAAUGUGCAUCUUAUAGAAUCUGGUUUUAUUUUUUGACCUUGCAAGAAAGUGUCUCAUAAAAACAGAGAGCAUUGCCAUUUGUUCUUAUAGGCCUCAAAUAUGAAAGCUGUUAGUCACAGACCUUAAGAAAAUAAUUGAUCAAUGGUCCUUUUAUUUUGUAACUUUAUAAUGCUGUAGAUAUUAUAAUUUUUUAAUUUCAUAUUGUUUACAUCAUGCAACAAUCUAAGCCUCAAACUCUUUAUUGGGGUUGUCAAGAAAAUGUUUACUCAUCCAUCUGAAACAGUGCCAACCUGAACCCAGCUUAAGAAUGUUCUUUAUCUCAUUAUAAAUAAUUGCCCCCAUGGGACUUGAAAUAAAAUACCUUAUGCUGGAAACUUCAGGUUGGUGAUAUUUUGAAGGUUUUAUUGUAGAAGAGUUUAACGUUAAUUCCUAUUCAGAAUUUUUGACUAAGAAAUCUGAUUUCACUAAUACUCUUUCAAAUUAAUAAUUCAACGUACAUGAGCUGAGAUUUUCUUUUGUUAGAAAGGAAACAAACAUCUUUCUGUAUGAAAGUAUAAAUUGUAUGGUUUCAGAUACAUCUUUGUGAUAAGAAGUGACUAAGGCAAGUGGAAUCUUUGUAGUUUUUAGGUUUUGCUGUAUGCAUAUUUUGUUUUGAAUCUAAAAAAAUUAGGGACAGCAAGCAUCUGGCUGCGGUUCUUGGGUUGCUCCUUGCGAGUUAAUAUUAUCAGUACUCCUGUGAAACAAGGGAUUUCAGUCAUGAACAAAGAUUUCAUUUUUGCCACCUGAAAGGUUUACAAGUAUUUGUUGUGUAUUUGGUGUGUUGCUUAAAGGUGUAAUCUGUUAAAGAUCCUUUUUGAUACCCACAUCAAGAAAGAAACCUCCUAGAAACCAUAUUUAAUACUACAGAGUGAAAUUAUAUGUUAAAUGUAUUAGAGAACAUAGCUGCUACAGAAAUUGAUUUUUCUUGGUGUAGAACAACUCAAUUUGGCAAAGUUUAAAAUUUAAUUAAAGAAGAGAUCUGGUUCGGGAUAAAGAUUGAACUAGUUAGAAAGCUAUAAGGUCUUUUAAGCACUUGUUUCUUUUUCAGAUUGUGAUAUGGUCAAUUCAAGAACUUUUGCUCAGAGUUUUGUUUAUAUCUUCUGUUUUGUCUUAUUAGUAAACAUUCAUUUGUAACAAAGUUUUGAAGGUGCUGAAUGGAAAACGGAAACACAUGGUUAUUGCAUAUCGAACCUAGAAUCAAAUGAUUGCCUAAAUAUUUAAUAACAAGCCAUUCUUGUCUCAAAGACUUAAAUUCUUUAAUAUCCAAUUUGCAAAUUUUAUAAAAUGGAGGUUCAUAUUUAGCAUGAGCAUCAGGGGAAUGAAGAGCCUUCAUUUAUAACCUGGUAAAUUAAUUUGUUACUGGAGACCAAUAGUAGUUGUACAGAAUACUAAGACAAACUGUUAUAAUGUUCGAGGAAAUGGAAUCUCUUUUUCAUUGGUGCUGAGAGAGCACUUAGGUAGAAGCCAGUUGCCUCUGAAUAUUGAAUAUAAAUCAUCUAAACCAGUGGUUCUCAAACUUGGCUAUAGUUUGGAGUCACAGGCAUUUUGAAAAAUAUUGAUGCUUGGGUCCCAUACCCUAAUAUUCUGAUGUUGGUCUGGGCUAUGACAUGACCAUAAGGAUUUUUAAAAACUUCUUAGGUGAUUUCAAUAUGUUGCCAAGGUUGAGAACCACUGAUCUAAAUU